This is a messenger RNA of Schistosoma intercalatum, 2186 nucleotides long. The record is from the annotation of a GenBank genome assembly. Lineage: Eukaryota; Metazoa; Platyhelminthes; Trematoda; Strigeidida; Schistosomatidae.
CUACAACAAGUCAAAACAAGGUUGGCGCCACUUCGAACUUGUGAAUUCGUGAGGUUUGUGCCCAGCAGUUACUAAGUCAGUGUUAAUCGCACCUUUUUUGUCAUUAGUGGGUCUUGGUUAUGUACACUCUAGAAAAGAUCUUUCCCCCACUCCCCCGAGUAGUUAGGGGAAAAUCACUUGUUUUCGAUGCAGACCCCAAAGGUAAAAAGCUUAUAUAUGUCACUGGAAACAGUGUCGUUAUUCGCUCAAUUGAGAAUCCUGCUGAUAGUGAUAUGUACACUCAGCACUCAGUAGCUGUAAAUGUUGCAAAAUAUUCACCCAGUGGAUUUUAUAUAGCUUCAGCAGAUAAUAACGGGAAAGUACGGAUAUGGGACACUAUCAACGGGGAGCACUUGCUAAAAUAUGAAUACCAACCAUUCAGUGGUCCUAUAAAUGAUUUGGCCUGGACUUCAGAUAACGCUCGUAUGCUUGUUGGUGGCAACGGUGCUUCAAAGUUUGGAGCAGUAUUCAUGGUUGAAACAGGGACGUCUGUGGGUUCAGUUACAGGCAUGAGCAGAAGUAUCAAUUCCGUCGAUUUUCGACCUGUUCGACCCUACCGUGCCAUUACUGGAAACGAUGAGGGCUUAGUGACCUUCCUUGAGGGUCCUCCAUUUUCAUUCAAGAACUCUUUUCAAAACCAUAAAGGUUUUGUCAAUGUGGUUCGGUACUCAUUGAAUGGAUCAUUUUUUGUUUCCGGUGGGGCAGAUGGAAAGAUAUUCCUUCACGAUGGUGAAAGUGGUGAGAAACUAUCUGAAGUUGGAAGUCCAGCGCAUGAAGGAGGAGUCUAUGCCAUUUCAUUCUCACGGCAAAGUCCUCUCUGUGUUUCUGCUUCUGCAGACAAGUCCAUCAAGUUAUGGAGUGUUGAAGCUAAAACGCUCUCUUACCUUUCAAAGUAUUCGUUUGAAAAUGUUUUAAUGAAUAUGCUACUCGGUUGCACAUGGGUAGGCAAUAAAGUUGCUGCUGUAUCUUUAAGUGGUUCGAUUCAUAUAUUUGAUGUCCCACCUGGAUCGAAGUCUCUCGCUCCACCAAAACUUUCUAUACAUGGGCAUAAACUCCAUAUAACUUGUGCAAGGUUUAGCACGCUUAAUAAUCGUUUAAUUACUGCAAGUUCUGACGGAUCGAUGGCAUCUUGGGAUACAUCAACUGGUUUAGCUGAAAUGUUUUCUGGUACAGAAGCUCAUACUUCACAAGUACAAUCAAUAUCGCUUUUAGGAAAAUAUGUAAUCACUGUUGGUAUCGAUGAUCGAUGUGUUGUCAGUUCGAUAAGUGAACUAAAACACAUGUUAUCUACAAAGCUUCCAUCUCAACCUCGUUGUGUACAAUCAAUGGAAUCAAAUUGUUUAUUAAUCAUUGUUUCAUGUAUUGAACAUAUGGUUUUAUUGGAGGUUAAAAAUAAUUCAUUAGUAUUGUUGGAUCAACUAGACGUUUCACUAGGAAUGUCUACAAUGAGUAUUUCAAAAAAGUUGUCAUUAAUUGUUGUUGGAUCACAGAAUCUAGGUAGUACAUCGUUUCGUAUAUCAUCAAACCAAAAGUUAAAACAAUUAAAUCUUGUCAGUGCUACCAAUGUAACCCCAGAAUUGAUCGAUUUCUCACCUAAUGGUGAAAUACUAGCUUGUGCAAACCCAGAUCGUACAAUGAACUUGUACUCCGUGACUUGUGAAGGAAAUCAAAAUGACCUCCCAACUCUUAAAUCUGCUCUUUCUGAAUGGUGGCUCAGACACUCAGCUAGAAUAACCUGUAUCAGUUGGAGUCCAAAUGGUCGUCGCUUGGCCACUGGAAGUAUUGAUAGUUCUAUUGUUAUUUGGUCAUUAGAUGAACCAAGAAAACAGGUGGUUUUGACAGCGGCUCAUCCUAUGAGUAAUAGCACUGGAUUAUGUUGGCUCAGUGACGAUCGUUUGUUAAGUUCAGCGCACGAUGGAAGCAUUCGUAUAUGGCGUGUGUAGAAUAAAGUAUAGUUCGUAUUCUAUCAGUCUCUUGAAAUGUUGUUUCCCAGAAUAUUUGUUUACGAUUUGAUUCAUGUACUUGUUUCCCGCUUUCAAUAUUUAUGUAAUAUGAAGUGUUUUGGUUUUCACUUUUUUUCUUGAAUACCAGUAUUUUAUUUCUUUCGGGUCAGUUUUUAAAAAAAAUGAAAAUCUUUUUUAGUUUAA